AUGAAUCACGACUUUGGAGACUGGGAGUUUAGCGGAAACCAUGUCGACAGCGCGUUGCUUCGAUUCGCCGAAGACCUAAAAUGGGAAGACGCCACACUUUCUCGUAAGCGCGUCGAUGUCCUCCAAGUGUUUCCACUGUCCAGUGAUCGAAAGGUCACUGCAAUUGUCGUAAAGGGUCAAACCGGCGGUUAUCGAGCACACUUCAAAGGGGCAAGCGAUAUUCUUUUGCGGCAGUCAACCAAGUAUGUGGCUGUUCAUCACGAUGGCCAGCACUACAGUGGCGCCACUGGCAUCGAAACCAAGACUUUCGAUAUCACGUCAAGGGCACUUGCCAAGAAGAUGAUAUUGGACUAUGCAAGCAAGGCCAAUCUUACGAUAUCUCUCUGCUAUCGGGACCUUGUCACAUGGCCCCCUCGAGGAUUUACACUGGAUGAGCAGGGCGAAAUGUCGUUCCAUGCCCUCUUUCAUGAUCUCACUUUCCUCGCGACCUUUGCCAUUCAGGACCCGCUUCGUCCCGGCAUUUGUGAUGCAGUCCGAAACUGUCACCGUGCUGGCGUUCAAGUCAAGAUCUGCACCGGGGAUGAUGUGGCAACAGCGCGAGCUAUUGCUAAAGAAUCUGGGAUUCUCACCGAAGGAGGCCUUGUCAUGGAUGCUCGGGAGUUUAGGGUGCUCGACCGCACUGAUAAACUAACCAUCUUGCCUCACCUCCAAAUCUUAGGUCGGGCCUCCGCAUGCGACAAAGGAGACCUCGUUAAGAUCCUCCAGGAUCUUGGAGAGGUCGUGGCUGUUACCGGCGAUGGCCCGCAUGAUGGCAUCGCUCUCAAAGUAGCCGAUGUCGGAUUUUCUCUCGGAAUAAAGGGGACAGAGGCUGCGAAGGCGGCCUCCGACGUCAUCAUAAUGGACGACAGCUUUCUGACCGCCAUCGUAACCCUCAAGUGGGGCCGUUUCGUCCAGAGAGCGGUGCGCCAGGUCCUUGUGAUGCAGCUUACCUCCAUCGCCUCCCUUCUUCUGGUGGCUUUCAUCUCAGCUGUUGUAUCUUCUGCUGAGAGCGCCGCACUUUCCAUCUCUCAACUCCUUUGGAUAUACCUUGUCAUGAAGGUCUUCGCCACCUUAUCUCUAGCAACAGACUUCCCAACUGACGAUCUACUGGACCACAAGCCCAUGAGAAAAGACUCUCCGGUGUUCGAAGUGGACAUGCUCAGGGUGACCUUUUGUCAGGCCAUAUUCCAGGCCACCGUUUCACUUGUUUUCCACUUCUAUUUAUCAAAAUUCCUUGUCCCUGAUUCGACCACACAUCGCAUUGGUUUGGCCAGGACACUAGUUUUUAAUGCCUUCGUUUUCUCACAGCUCGCAAACACCUUCAACAGCCGCAGAUAUAUUGGUAAUAUGAAUCGACGACCAAUUCUGCAAGCUCUCUUCCCAACUAUCUCUUCCAUCGUUUUAACUCUCGUUGCUCUGUCAACCCAGAUUCUAAUUGUUUUCAUUGGGGGACAAGCCUUCCAAGUCGUCCGCAUGACAGUACGCGAGUGGAUGAUUUCUCUGGCCCUUGGGCUGUCACCUAUUCCAUUCGGCAUUCUAGUUGCGUAUCUCCCCAACAGACCUUUCAGAAGUUUCUUCACGCUGCUCAGACUCUUGCCUAAUCCCAACAUCCUUCCAACUAUUGGGCCGAACGUAGAACGUUCGGACAUUUCGAGAGCGACAUAUGUUGUCCCUCCAGCAACACCACAGCCCACGUCGCCAGCGCCACCCACCGGCGAACCCGUGCAGAGGCCCGAGCCUGAAGAACAAUCACCUUCAUCCCCCAUCUCACCAAUAGCACCGCCGGGUCUCUCACCAAUCUCUCCUGCCGAAUCUUAA
Cyclocybe aegerita is the source of this 1857-nucleotide messenger RNA. Lineage: Eukaryota; Fungi; Basidiomycota; Agaricomycetes; Agaricales; Hemipholiotaceae. The record is from the annotation of a GenBank genome assembly.